GGCAGCUGAGCGAUACAGCGUCAUUUGAUGAUGAAGACUUAUUUUCUCGUUUUUUUUCUUCUCUUUUGCUUUGCCAGCGCCAAAACAAAGCCGGCAAAGAGAGAGUUGAAAUGCGGUACUGACUUUCCAAAGAAAUUGUCUGGAAGACUCUAUAUGGUGAACGUGACUGAGUCGGGAGGCACAUCUAAGUGGGAAAUGACUUACAACAUGGACUCAGAGCUUGAGAAGAUGCAGACAUUGACAACAUUUAAUGGCGUGGAAUAUAACACGAUAUGGGACUUUAAAAUGGGCAAGGCGUACACGGUAUACUCUGGGAGAUGUUUUGUUUCACCGAUUGAAGAUGAUGAUGUAUUCAACUCGGAGGAACUCAAGAGCUUGACUUUCGACACUAAAGGAAAGCUUGGAAUGAAAGGCACCGUGGUUGGAGUGUAUGGAGGAAUAGUGAACGGAGGCAAGUGAAGUACUUGACUGUAAAUAUUUUGCCAUGAGACCUGGAACCUACACUCUCGAAUUUCCUCAUAAAACCAUCUCUCCCUUAAAAAGGACUCUCUUCUAUUCGGUGAC
This is a messenger RNA of Pocillopora damicornis (cauliflower coral), 564 nucleotides long. RefSeq lists its product as uncharacterized. Gene Ontology annotation, biological process: cell-matrix adhesion. Lineage: Eukaryota; Metazoa; Cnidaria; Anthozoa; Scleractinia; Pocilloporidae. Gene Ontology annotation, cellular component: extracellular region; lysosome. The record is from RefSeq and is a predicted model, not a curated record. Gene Ontology annotation, molecular function: calcium ion binding.